Messenger RNA from Arachis duranensis, 1005 nucleotides. RefSeq lists its product as uncharacterized. The record is from RefSeq and is a predicted model, not a curated record. Lineage: Eukaryota; Viridiplantae; Streptophyta; Magnoliopsida; Fabales; Fabaceae. Bases 1 to 1005 code for a protein of 334 amino acids. The transcript has a single exon.
AUGUUUUCUUAUCAUCGGAGCAUUGAAAGUAUCUACUCCUUGGAGCUAUGUGUGUGUCUCCAAGAUGUUGGUGGAAGCUUCUUUGGUUCCAAUAACGUGGUGCAACUUGGAAAUUUUGGUGCCGCUAAUAUGAUGCCGUUCCAGGAGAUUGUUAGAGCUCCGAGUCCUAAAUUCAACGCCUUUGUCACGCACGGACAAACUGCAGGAAAUCAUUGUCCACGUCCUCCCCCUUCUAACCGAGUUGCAUUCCCAAAAGGUAUUGUUGGUGGGUUGGCAGACACUUCCGAUGAAGAUGAGAUCGAAGAUGAUAGUGGUGAAGAACCAGAAGAGGUUCCUGAAACCCAACCCGUUUACCGCGAGAGGGAUCUUCCGAGUCGUGUUGGAUCGGUUGGUGGAUCAAGCGGUACUCCAGGCCAUUAUUUGUCUCUAAAUCUUGGUGCAAUGGGUUCGACCACCGCUGAAGACACACCGAGCAACUAUACUUUGUCCGGUGAGAUGGAGCUGGAGGUAGGUCUAAAAUUUCUCAAUAGAGAAACUGCUAUGCUUGCCGUAAAGAACUAUAAUAUUCGUAGAAGUGCAGAAUACAAGAUUGUAAAGUCCGAUCAAGCUAGGUAUGUUUGUCGAUGCAAGCAGUUUGGGGACCAAUGCCGUUGGUCGGUUCGAGUUGCAAAGACAAGGGCCUCCAGAUUUUGGGUGAUUCGAAAAUAUAAAGGGCCUCACAGUUGUUUGGCAAGCUCGAUGUCGCAAUAUCAUGCUCAACUUGAUAGCGAUGUCAUCUGUCGCCAUAUAUAUCCCAUGGUACAAGUAGAUGCAACUAUUUGCAUAAAGGUGCUGCAAGGUUCAGUCGAGUCAUCAUAUGGGUACAAUGUUUAUUACAAGAAGGUUUGGCAUGCAAAGCAGAAGGCAAUUGCGAAAAUUUAUGGUGAUUGGGAUGAGUCAUACGACCAGCUGAAAAGAUAUUUCAAUGCACUGCAAACUUUCAUUCCAGGUAACCUUACCAAUUGA